UUAUCCGGGAUAUUUUCUUUAUUCUUGUAGUUCAGUCAUGUUACCUCGUAUUGGCGUAUUUGGCACCAACUCUAUGGCUAAACUACUGGUCACUAUAUAUCAAAAGGCUGGCUUCGAGGUGACUUCCAUAUGCGGACGUACGGCCGAGAAAGCAGGCUCCGUUGCCGACGAGCUCAAAAUUCCCUUCUCAACGACGAAACUCGACGAAAUCCUCCUCAGGUCGGAUGUCGACCUCGUCGUCGUCAUCGCUCCGCCGACUUUGCACGCCGAAAUUUCCGUCAAAGCUCUCAACGUGGGAAAGCACGUAAUUACUCAAAACCCGCCCGGACUUAAUUUUUCCGACGCAGAAAAGAUGGUCACAGCGGCUCGAUAUUAUCCUACUCUCCUCUCAGCGUUGGACAACAGACUCCGCUUUCUACCGGCUGUUUUAAAAAUGCGCGAAAUGGUGGAAGAUGGCUAUUGCGGUGAGAUUUUCCUUGCAGAGGCGAGAUAUUAUCGACCUCCGUAUAUACGUAAGGGAUACUUAUAUAGCUGGCUGUGUGACGAUUCUGCGGGUGGAGGAGCUCUCAGUCUUGGUGGAAGUCAGAUGAUUGAUAUUUUGGCUUUCGUCAUGCAACAGAAAGGAGUAGAGGUCAACGGUUUUCUGCAGACGUUUGUCAGAGAGACCAGUCGCAUACAAGGAUUUCGUUAUAUCACAAGUGAUGAUUUCUGCACUUUUCAGAUGAAAUGUAGCAAAGGUGCUUGUGCUACUGUGACGAUCAACUGUCAAGUGCAGAGCUUGUAUCAGAUAGAAAUAAUGGUGAUUGGAACAAAAGGUCGAUUGGUCGUUCGAAACUCGGAACUUUAUGGUCUGCUGAACGAAGAGAAGAGAGAGAAACUGAUUGUAAAGGAAGACAAGAAUUUGGGACUGACUGGUCUGGAUGAGCCAGAGCUGUUGAAGCGUGUAUCACUUCCAUUCCUAAGGAGUGCAGUUCUUAGCACACUUGCAUUAAAGUCGGCGUUCAGUAAACAAGACGAUAGAAUGAUGUUGGAUCCGACAGCAGUUAAAAUGAUGGCCUCGUUUGAGGAUGGUAUGUACGUUCAGGCUGUUGUUGAUGCUGUGAGAGAGUCAAGUAGACAAAAGAAGUGGACAAAAGUCAUUGUGGCUGAUCAGACAAGAGCAGUGAAUCCAUUUUGGACUGCUCCCGAUAGGGUUGAACGCUCGUCACCGCUGAUGAUGCAUAGAGCAGCUGUACAAGGGCAUUAGUUAAUUUGUAUGGCAGCUUAGUAUUUUGUGACCCUUUAAGUUGGAUGUGUACAUUCUGCUAUGUACAUUUAGUUUAUUCAAAUAGUAAAUUAUAAUUAAAGCCCAAAUUCAUCCGUGAGCAAA
Corticium candelabrum is the source of this 1369-nucleotide messenger RNA. Its product is annotated as glucose-fructose oxidoreductase domain-containing protein 2-like. Gene Ontology annotation, molecular function: nucleotide binding. The coding region runs from base 38 to 1246 and encodes 402 amino acids. The transcript has a single exon. Lineage: Eukaryota; Metazoa; Porifera; Homoscleromorpha; Homosclerophorida; Plakinidae. The record is from RefSeq and is a predicted model, not a curated record.